CACAUUCUUCAACGUUCCCCCAUUUUCCUCUCUGUACUUUUUCUUUUUUCUCUUACGAGGCCUUUUUUUUAUUCUCCGGCGAGCCUAAUCGGAGCAUAAUUUGGGGUUCUGAGUUAUCGGAUCUAACCGGGUUUAUUGGGUUAAGUUUUGACGGAUCUCCGGCGGCUGCAGAUGUCUUCGUACUGGUGUCACCAGUGUACAAGGGUUGUUAGAAUUUCAGUUGGGAACGAUGUUGUUUGUCCUCACUGUGAUGGUGGAUUUAUAGAAGUUGCUGAGGGAAAUAUUGGGUCGCCGGAAUCUCGCCGGAGGUUUCCCAUGUGGAACGAACGGCCAGAGUCAGAUCGGAGUGUGAACAUGGGUUCUCGACGGAGCAGGCGUAAUCGGGGUGAUAGAUCUCCGUUUAAUCCGGUUAUUGUUCUUCGUAGUCCAUCUGAAACUCCUGGGGAGGAUGAAGCUGCUGCAGCUGCAGAGGAGCGGAGUUACGAGCUUUAUUAUGAUGAUGGUGAAGGUUCAGGUCUCAGGCCGUUGCCGCCGACGAUGUCGGAGUUUUUGAUGGGAUCUGGGUUUGAUCGGUUACUUGAUCAGUUAGCACAGAUCGAGGUGAACGGUUUUGGUCGGCCGGAAAAUCCACCGGCGUCGAAAUCAGCGAUUGAAUCGAUGCCGAUUAUUCAAAUAGCUUGUAAUCACGUAAAUUCCGAGACCCAUUGCGCUGUUUGUAAAGAAGCUUUCGAUUUAGGAUCUGAAGCUCGAGAAAUGCCCUGUAAACACAUCUACCAUUCCGAUUGUAUUCUUCCAUGGCUAUCUCUUCGAAAUUCGUGCCCCGUAUGCCGACACGAAUUACCGGCGGAAUCAACGGAAACUACAAACUCCGACAACAUUGCUAGACCUAGAAACGAAGAAGAAGCAAUGGGAUUGACAAUAUGGAGACUUCCAGGAGGUGGGUUCGCCGUGGGAAGAUUUUCCGGUGGAAGAAGAGGAGCUGAGAGGGAACUUCCGGUAGUGUAUACAGAAAUGGACGGCGGAUUUAACAAUGGGGUACCUAGAAGAAUAGCUUGGAGAUCAAGAAGGAGCAAUACAGGUCGAAAUGGCAGUGGAAUAAGCCGAAUUUUCAACAACUUCACAUCAUUUUUCCGGCGAUUAACACCAUCUUCUCAACCCCGAUCUUUAUCCAUACAUUCCAGUAGUUCCGAAUCAUCCGGUACUGGUUCUGGAUCUGCUGUUUUGAGGAGUCGGAGUGUGUCUUCAAGCAGCUCAAUAUUCAGUAGGUAUUUGAGAAGAAGCAGAAGAAAUUGGGUACCUGAAGAGCAUAAUGGAGUAACCAGAUGGUAAUUACCUAGUCGAAAAAAAUGCCAAUUUUCAAUCAUUACUUGCUCCGCAACAAAAAAAAUUUGUAGACUAUAGUAGUCGGAGAGUAAGGCAAUGUGUGAUUGGUAGAGCAGUGGACUAGAGGAAGAAGACAAUAAUGUCGUUUUUCAAUUAUUACUUGUUGAGUGGGAGGAGCACUAAGAAAAGAGAAAGUUCAUUUUAGAGCAAUCGAGUAGAAGAUUGAGAAUUAUGGCAUAAUUUAUCUUAGAAACAUUUUGUGGGGAAUAUGUAAAUAGAGGAGAAGGCUUUGAUAUGGAAUUCAAUACAUUUUUAGUGUCAUUUUGUUGAAUUGUAGCAGUAUUAUAAUAAUAAUAGAAAGACAAUUGUAGCAGCUUCUUUAAAAUGUUCAUUGAAAGAAAACAUAAGCUGUGAAUACUAAUUUUUUUGAAUCAAA
Messenger RNA from Solanum verrucosum, 1759 nucleotides. RefSeq names its product probable E3 ubiquitin-protein ligase RHC2A. The record is from RefSeq and is a predicted model, not a curated record. Gene Ontology annotation, cellular component: cytoplasm. The coding region runs from base 172 to 1329 and encodes 385 amino acids. Gene Ontology annotation, biological process: protein ubiquitination. Gene Ontology annotation, molecular function: ubiquitin protein ligase activity. The transcript has a single exon. NCBI's taxonomy places the organism in Eukaryota, Viridiplantae, Streptophyta, Magnoliopsida, Solanales, Solanaceae.